Messenger RNA from Tripterygium wilfordii, 1149 nucleotides. RefSeq names its product protein CHAPERONE-LIKE PROTEIN OF POR1, chloroplastic. The transcript is spliced from 3 exons. NCBI's taxonomy places the organism in Eukaryota, Viridiplantae, Streptophyta, Magnoliopsida, Celastrales, Celastraceae. The record is from RefSeq and is a predicted model, not a curated record. Gene Ontology annotation, cellular component: chloroplast membrane. Bases 51 to 932 code for a protein of 293 amino acids.
GUGGUUGCACUGUGUUGUGUAGAGUUUAGGCCUCACAAUUUCUCCCAACAAUGGCAGCUACUCUCUCCGUCCGGCCCAACCGUCUCUCAACUAGCUCCCCCUUCAUUCGACCACCGCCAGUUCUUCCAACGCAUCUUCACACCCACACAACCAUCACUGCCGCCAAUAAGGCCGAAGCGUGGAGAACGCUGGUGGUGAUUCCGAAGAGGCGGCGCGUUUUAGGGGGGAACGCAAGGGCGGGGUCGCGAGCCGAUGAUUCGGCGCCGUUUGAGAUGUCCGUGGAGAACGCGCUCAAGCUACUUGGAGUGUCUGAAGGCGCCUCCUUUGACGAUAUCCUUCGCGCCAAGAACGCGAUUGUCGCUUUGUGUAAGGACGACCCCGAGGCCGUCGCACAGGUUGAGGCGGCAUACGACAUGCUGCUUAUGCAGAGCUUAACUCAACGCCGAGCAGGAAAAGUUGCUAGCAGUAGUAUCCGCUUUGCUGAUGUCAAAUCUAAAAAUGCUUCUGGAACAGGAUCAAUGCAGCAAUGGCUACAGGCUACUUUCAAGAAAGUACCUGUUUCGAUUGAGGCACCAUCGACUGGUGACCUGGGUAUACAAGCUGGUGUAUAUGGAGCAUUGAUGGUUUUAACAUAUGUUAAUGGGGCUUCAACAUCCUCUACAGCAGCUUAUGCUGGGAGUGAUGUUCCAGGGUUGAUCUUGGCUGCAAGUUUUGGAGCUUCUUUAUACUUCAUGACCAAAAAGAAUGUGAAGUUAGGGAAGGCCACAGUAUUAACUAUAGGGGGGCUUGUGGCUGGAGCAGUGGUAGGAUCUGCUGUUGAGAACUGGUUGCAAGUGGACAUCGUGCCGUUUCUUGGCAUACACUCUCCAGCUGCUGUGGUUAGUGAAUUUAUACUGUUUUCUCAAUUCUUGGUUUCUCUUUAUCUACAGUAGGCGAAAGAGGAGGUCGUAAUUGUCACUUGAAUCGUAGAACCUGUAAUUAUUCAUUUGUACUAAGAUCCUAGUUUUAUUAGGAUGUGUACAUCAUUGCAAAUUGUACAAAUUCUUCUUGAUAAUGACUAUAAAGAUGAACAGCCUUCCGAGGGAAUCAACUGAAUGAUUGUACAAUUUGUGCUUGUUCACCUGCCAAUUUAGUUUUCAUGAUAAAUAU